This is a messenger RNA of Blepharisma stoltei, 1835 nucleotides long. NCBI's taxonomy places the organism in Eukaryota, Ciliophora, Heterotrichea, Heterotrichida, Blepharismidae. The record is from the annotation of a GenBank genome assembly.
AUGGAAUGGGGAGAUCUAAACUCAGCAGUUAAUGACGCAAUAAAUUCAAGGAUUGAAGGGAUAUGCACAAGCUUAGCCUCUCAACGGAACACAAUUGAGCAAAUAAUUCAAGCAAUUCAAAUUAUUGAAGAAAAAGUUCGAAACAAUAAGCCUGAAAAGCAUAAGUUAACAAUAGAUCUCAAUGAAGAUACUUCGUCAAAAAUUAUUGAUAAUAGGCCUCAAACAACUAAGGUCCAAGUUCCCAGAAAAUCAUUUGGGACGCCUGAAAGGCCAAGCACUACAGACAGCAAACUCAAAAAACAAAAUGAGGAAAAAUUAAAGAAAGAAGAAGCCAAAAAAGCAGCUGAUGAGGCAAAAAAAAUAGCAGAGGAGGCGAAAAAAAGGAAAUUUGAAGAAGCUAUACUUAAGUUCAUAGAGCUGAAUAUCUGAUGUAAUAUUUUAUAUGCCUAAUUUUGUUUUUAGUAAUUGUGCUUAUUAUAGUCAAAGGGCAUAAAAAGAAAAAAGAGGAGGAAGAAAUGAAGAAAAAAGCUGCUUUUGCAAAGAAAAAGGAAGAAGAAGCUAUCUUACCCCUUUAAGAGCGAGCGAGAUUUUUCUGCUCACUCUUAAAAGGUUUAAUUGCAUUAAUAAAAAUUUUAUAAAAUUAUAUUUAAAAUUUCUCAUUUUCAAAUAUUUAAUUUAUAAAAUUUAUGCUUAAAAUUCAAUAGAAUUAGUAAUUUUUUAAUUGUAAAUAAUUAAAAUAAUUAAAAAGAUAUUAUAUAUGAAAAUAAAUUAUUUAAAAAUUUUUAAGGCAUUUUCUCAAUGGUUUUGCUUUCUUAUAGAGGAGUAUAUAGUAGAAAAAAGCUGAGGAAGCGAAAGAGAAAAAAUUAAAAGAGGAAGCAAAAGCAAAACAAAUUGCAGAUAAAAAAGCUUUAUUGGAUGAAGAAAAGAAAAAAAUCGAAGAAAGCAAAAAAAAAUCUGAAGAACUGAAGAAGCAUGCAGAAGAAUCCAAAAAAAAGCCAGCAGAAUCCAAAAGCAAAGCUGAAGAGGAGAAAAAAAAGAAAAUUGAUAUCAAACUUAAGCCAGAAAUUAUAAGAACGCAUAGAAAUACAAUUGAAAAGGAUUCAAAUAUCCAAGAAAACCAUGAAAUAUUUAAUACAAACGGGCAUAAUUCGCCACCGUCAGUGAAUCCUUUUGAUCCCAGAAGAUCUGUAGUAAUUGACCACCAGGAAGAGGCAAAAAUUACUCGUAGAAGUUGUACAAUAGAUGAAUCUUCCAAAAGGCGCUCUUCAUUAUAUCCAAUAGAAAUCGAUGCUCAAAUAGCCCAACUACAAGCAUUGCAUAGUAUGGAAGACUUAACAACUGAAAAGAAAUUUGAAUUAUCAGUAGGAGCAAAAAGCGCUUUAAGCCUCCUAACCACUAUGGAUGACGAUAAAUUCUACUUAGACAGAUAUCCUAGCCCUGAUGUCGUAUGGGCAUUUAGAGUAUUUUUCCAAUUAUUAAAUCUAGCUGUGCCUGAAGAUGAUAAUGAGGCUUGGAAUUAUUGUAGAGAAUUUUUAAUUGCUGCAAGAAAUAAGGAUAGUAAUAAGAAAUCAAUUGAUAGAGUUUUUAUUGAAAAAGUCAAUGAAUUUGAUUUUUCGGAAGAUAAUAUUGAUGUGAUUGAAAAUAUGAUAAUUGGGAAUGACUCAAAACUUAAUCCUCAAUAUUUUACUGAUUUUUGCCCUCUUACAGGUCUGCUAAUGUUUGCGAUUAGAGAGGCUGCUUUGUAUGGAGGAGCGAUUAAAGGGAAAACACCUGCGUGGAGACAGUAUAGGCGAUUACUUCACAAAAAGCAAAAAUCUGAACAGAUAAAAGAAUAA